Molecule: messenger RNA, 1127 nt
Organism: Helianthus annuus (common sunflower)
Lineage: Eukaryota; Viridiplantae; Streptophyta; Magnoliopsida; Asterales; Asteraceae
Product: myb family transcription factor PHL7
Exons: 6
Coding region: 218-982 (254 amino acids)
Molecular function (GO): DNA binding; DNA-binding transcription factor activity
Source: RefSeq, a predicted model, not a curated record
AAGUUGAGUUAAGCUUUUCAUACAUCUUGUAUUUAUCGUGCAAGUCGCCAGUUGAUGUAAACCAAGACAUUGAAUUUCACAACUUUCGGACACUACCAAACUUGUUCUUAGUUUAAUCCGAACUUUUAACAAUAUAUAGCAUCUUCCUCCUUAGCCUAAAUCGCCUCAACAUCUCCUUAUUACAUCCUUCGAACCACUUGUGGUUGGCUAGCGAAACAUGGGUUCAAAUCGAUGUGAUCAAGGAUCGGGAAAAGAGCGGUUAAAGUGGACUCAGGAACUUCAUGAUUUGUUCGAAAAGGCUGUUAAUCAACUUGGUGGUCCAGAUAGGGCAACACCAAAGGGUAUAUUGAAGGCCAUGGGGAUAUCUGGACUUACUAUCUAUCAUGUUAAAAGCCACUUACAGAAAUAUAGAAUGUCCAAAUUUGUCCCUGAAUCAUCAAGAAGAGAGAAGGUUGAGAAAAGAAGCAUAUCUGAAAUGUUUCCAAACUUCAGUGUAACAUCUGGCGCUCAGCUAAAUGAAGCAUUGCAAAUGCAAAUGGAAGUUCAAAGGCGAUUAAAUGAUCAACUUGAGGUACAGAAGAACUUGAAACUGAAAAUUGAAGCACAAUCAAGAUUUCUUGAGAAACUCACAGAGGAUCACAAAUUCAGAACACAUUUCAACAAAAUCAACAAGAUGUCUCCAACAUCUCUACCCUCUCUAUGUGAUGUUUCUGAAUCAAUCAUGAAGGACUACGAAUCUGAUUCGGAAGUGGACACAAAUGAGAUGAGAUAUAGACAAGAUAAACGGUUCGCAAAAAGGGCUAGGAUUGAUGGAGAUGAUCUUGCAUCUACUCAAAUAUUCAAACAUCCUUCACUCAACACUCAAAGCAUUAUCAUUCCAAAAGGUGGUGAUUCGUUUCAUUCCCAAGACAACAUAUUUCCAUGGGGUUUAGCCUUUUGCCAAUCGCCGUUGAUUCCCACAUCGUAUAACUCUUUUGGAUAGAACGUACAUUGUUCGUUCGCUAUAUAUUAAGAAUUUGUGCAAGUUGUAUGGUAUUGUACUUUAAAUAACCUAUCUUCUUAUCUUUGUUAAUAAGCAUGAAAUUCAACAAGUAUUACUUACUGAUCAAGAUGUGGUUUUUUUGGUA